AGUGCGGAGCGAGCGCCUCAAAUGCUCGGGUUUCUCAGCUGAUUGUCUCCAGCCGAGAGUUGUUUUUUGCAGCUACGGAGCUGAGCCGCAGCAGGAGGAGCCGAGACCCCCGGGGGGUGGGGGAAAGAGGAGGCGGGGUCGGGGGGAGCCGCGGCUGCUCUGCGCUGGACUCCGGGUCCCGUCACGGCGCUUCCUGGGGUUAGAGGCUGGGGUGGGUGGGGGGUAAGGGGGCAGUCCUUCUCCCCUUCGACGGCGGCUCCGAGUCCAGCCCCUUCCUUCCCGCGCUCGCUCGCCCGGCCCCCAGUCCCCUCAUGAGGGUGUCCGUACCGGGUCCGGCGGCAGCUGCCGCCCCCGCAGCCGGCCGCGAGCCCUCCACGCCCGGCGGGGGCGGCGGAGGCGGAGGCGCCGUCGCUGCCGCCUCAGGCGCCGCGGUGCCGGGCUCCGUGCAGUUGGCGCUGAGCGUCCUGCACGCCUUGCUCUACGCCGCGCUGUUCGCCUUUGCCUACCUGCAGCUGUGGCGGCUGCUGCUGUACCGCGAGCGGCGGCUGAGUUACCAGAGCCUCUGCCUCUUCCUCUGUCUCAUGUGGGCAGCGCUCAGGACCACCCUCUUCUCCGCCGCCUUCUCGCUCAGCGGCUCCCUGCCCUUGCUCCGGCCGCCCGCUCACCUGCACUUCUUCCCCCACUGGCUGCUCUACUGCUUCCCCUCCUGUCUCCAGUUCUCCACGCUCUGUCUCCUCAACCUCUACCUGGCGGAGGUUAUAUGUAAAGUCAGAUGUGCCACUGAACUUGACAGACACAAAAUUCUACUGCAUUUGGGCUUUAUAAUGGCAAGCCUGCUCUUUUUAGUGGUGAACUUGACUUGUGCAAUGCUAGUUCAUGGAGAUGUCCCAGAAAAUCAGUUGAAAUGGACUGUGUUUGUUCGAGCAUUAAUUAAUGAUAGCCUGUUUAUUCUUUGUGCCAUCUCUUUAGUUUGUUACAUAUGCAAAAUUACAAAAAUGUCAUCAGCUAAUGUCUACCUCGAAUCAAAGGGUAUGUCUCUGUGCCAGACUGUCGUCGUGGGCUCUGUAGUCAUUCUUCUCUACUCUUCCAGAGCUUGUUAUAAUUUGGUGGUGGUCACCAUAUCUCAGGAUACAUUAGAAAGUCCAUUUAAUUAUGGCUGGGAUAAUCUUUCAGAUAAGGCUCAUGUAGAAGACAUAAGUGGAGAAGAGUAUAUAGUAUUUGGAAUGGUCCUCUUUCUGUGGGAACAUGUGCCAGCAUGGUCGGUGGUACUGUUUUUCCGGGCACAGAGAUUAAACCAGAAUUUGGCACCUGCUGGCAUGAUAAAUAGUCACAGUUAUAGUUCCAGAGCUUACUUUUUCGACAAUCCAAGACGAUAUGAUAGUGAUGAUGACCUGCCAAGACUGGGAAGUUCAAGAGAAGGAAGUUUACCAAAUUCGCAAAGUUUGGGCUGGUAUGGCACCAUGACUGGGUGUGGCAGCAGCAGUUACACAGUCACUCCCCACCUCAAUGGACCUAUGACAGAUACUGCUCCUUUGCUCUUUACUUGUAGUAAUUUAGAUUUGAACAAUCAUCAUAGCUUGUAUGUGACACCACAAAACUGACAGCAUCACCAAGUCAUGAUUCUUGAGUUGUUUUUCAUAAAUGUGUAUAUUCAAUGUGUUUAAAUUCCAUCUACAUAAACAUUCCAUUAUCUGUUGCAACUGAAAACAAAAUCUGGAAGUGUGGCUGUGUUUGGUAAAGAACACAGCUAUUAUUUUUGACCUCUUCAUAGUAAAAUGAAGUAAAAUGGAAAGUUUGGAGUAGGAGAAAAGAGAGAUCUUAAGGCACUUGAUGGCCUCCAAAAAUCCUGACUUUGGAACAUCAAAUGCAUAUGUGCACUUUUAUCUUUGUUCUGAGUCACUGCAGUCCCCAAAGUCAUAUGCCAAUGUUCACACUGGAAUACUAUAUUGUACACCAAACUGGAAGGCAAUUUUCCUAUGAAAAUCAAAGCCUGUAUAUUCAUUGGUAUGCUCUAUACAGAAAUCUUAAUAAAAAUUUUAUAGUGUGAACAGUGCACAGAGUUAAGGCAUAAAAAUGUAUCAUUCUUUAUAAAAAUCUACUGAAAAUGUGUAAUCAUUGAAGACAGUUCUUUUAAGCAUGAUUUUAAAAUAGCGACUGAAAUUCAAUCAUUUUAAACAAAUGAUAGUAGUAAUCCAUUAGUUAUGGCCAGCAGUGUUCUUUGGAGAGCCACAAUAAUUUCAAGAGGAAAAUAUACCAGUGAAAAUUGUGUGGCUAUUUUGAGUAGAAUUGGUCAGUUGAUUAUUUUGUGUAAUUGAGAUAUAUGUAGUAGUUUAAGCAUGAUUCUUGAAGAAAGCAAUAGUGACUUUUGCAAAGGGAGAUUUUGGUAGAAACUUCUUGGGACUAAACAAGUUUAGAAAUGCAUUUAAGAAUUAUUCACAAGAUGUAUAAUUCUAAAUUAAAACAUAAAUAUAUUUUCAAAAGCAUUUGAUUUCUGUGAAGCAUGAUAUAGCUGGUCUUACCUAGUGAAUCAGGAUUGUCCUCAGGUAAAUGAAAUCAUGAUACAUUAUUGCAGUGAACUCAAGUGCAAUACUUUGUGAGACAUAUAAUUCCUCCUAUGAUUUUAACAUUUUUAUAUCUUGUAUAUGGGAAAAGCCAAAUUAAAUUGAAUUCAAAUUAAUUCCAGCAUUAGACUAAAUGAGCAAACUUAAGUAAAUGUACAAACUAGGUAAGUAUAAAACCACAGAUUAACAAUAUUGGAGUACUUUUAGAAUUACAUUAAAACUGUCUUAAAUGUCCUAUCCCAAAUCUUAAAAAAAAAGAAAAUGGUAGGCUAAGAUAAUACAGAAUUUUAAAAUGCACUUUGUACCAGUGUCUAUGUGGAAAGAAGUAGAUGCUGAAUACCUCAAGAUGCCAAGGGAACAAGCAACAUUGGGAAGUUGUCACAACAUGCUCAAAGACAAACUACAAUUGUCUGCUAUCUAUUUCUUCAGAACUGGAACUAAUACGACUAUCCUUUUCUGUUUUAUACUUUGAUUAGAAUGUUAUUUCCUCUCUUACUUAAAAUGUACUUCAACUUUUUAACAAACAACUGAUACAAUAACUUCACAAAAGUAUAACACUAGGUUGAAACCCUAAGGAAAAAUUGAAAUUGUUAAUGCUUUCUAUCUUUUGGGAGGCUAGUACACAGACAAAUAAAUUUCUUCUUUUUAUGAUACAAAAUGACUUUGUAUUUAAUCAGAAGCAUAUACUUACUUAUUUUGGGUUUGUUUAUAAGUUCUCUCAUUGUAACCAAAUUAUUUAAAAAUGUAUAGUAUAGUUACCUAUGGUAUUAUGUGACAAAAGCGUACUUUUAUUACAACUUCAGUUGUUAGAUUUCUUCUCAGAAUGCCAACUGUUUAUUUUGCUAAUAAUGUUAGGUAUCUAAUCAUCUAGAGCUGUCUGAAAAGAUAUGUUGUCUUUGUUAAUCCUUGGGGUUCAAGGUGAUAAAGUUUUUCUAGUAAGGCUCCCCUCGAUAAUGUUCCUAUUUGACCAAACUAACAGAUUACUUUUUAAAAAUUUUUCAGAUAAAAUAACUUGGUUCUUUCUGCUGCAUUAGUUGAUUGUUCCAAAUUUGAGGUUUGUAAGUUUAUUCUUAUCACUGACUAGGGUACCCAAAUUCUUGCAUUUGUCUCCUUAUACACAUCUAACACAUCACCAAAGACAAAUAAAGAUACACUCUGGCCCAAUCUUUGCUUAAAAAUUCCAAAGCACUAGGAGCACUUUAAGUUUGGUCUCGAAAGGAGUUGUUUAUAAAAUCAAAGGGCUACCGAUUCCCUGUUCAUCCUGCACUGAAGCACAUGAUGACAAUAUCAAACCUUCGUUUUUGUUCAUUAAAAAGUGAAUUUCAUUACUUAAAUGUGUAAUUCUAUAGUGAUUAGCAGUACUUGUUUUCAUCAUUUCACUUGGGUGGCCAUUAAUUUUGAAACUUUUACCACUCAUUGUAGUUGGUUGUAGUUUUAUGGAAAAUGUAAUUUAUAGCUAAAGUGGCUUUUUUAUGCAUAGCUGCCUUUUUUAUUGUUUAACAGUGUUUCUCAGCUAUAUAAUCAGUUUCAAACUGGUUGUAAAAGUAUAGCUGUGGCCAAUGAAUGUAUUUAUUUGUUGUUUCACUAAAUUGUGACAAAACACUAUUAAAAAUAAAAGUGUUUGUGCUUUUA
Molecule: messenger RNA, 4193 nt
Organism: Symphalangus syndactylus (siamang)
Lineage: Eukaryota; Metazoa; Chordata; Mammalia; Primates; Hylobatidae
Gene: GPR137C
Product: G protein-coupled receptor 137C
Biological process (GO): positive regulation of TORC1 signaling
Cellular component (GO): lysosomal membrane
Source: RefSeq, a predicted model, not a curated record